CCGCUACCUCUUUUGCUUUGAACAAUCCAUAUUUUUUCCCCUCCGGUUAUUGUUCGCUGGUUUUGAUUAGCAAACCUUUGAUUCAUCCGGGUGGCUAUUGUGCUUCAAAAAGACAAAUCUUCCGCUAUUUCCCCCCAGCUGAUAUCCCUACUCUUCCGCCUAUCACUUACUUGUUCUUACAACCAUCCGUCCACUACCACUUUUCUUGCUCGACCCAUCUACCACUUCAUUCAGUAUCCGUCACAUGGACUAGACGAUCUGCUGUCUUGGUAUCAUCUCAGCAUUCAUCACAUGGACUAGACGGCCUUUUUUGUCGCAACAUCAUCUGAUUAAUCAUUCCCCAAAAUGUCCACCACCGAGAUUGAUUCUCAGUGGGUGUCGGCUUUUGGAGCAUCAACCCCCCGGCCAGUGCUCUAUGCUUCCGAAGAGUUGAAUGAGGAUGGCUUCCAACCUUUGAACGACCCACAGACCUUCAUCAUGAACAUCUCCAACUUCAAACGCAAACAGCUCUAUGCUGCGAGUGUCAACAACCAGAUUGCCAUGAAACUGGCCCAGGAUGAAUACCUCGACCUGGAGCGUCAGAUCAAUCGCAUCAAAGGCAAAGAGACCAUGAAGGACCCCCAGUCGCUUCCUCGAAAUGACGUCUUCGAAGAACGCAAAGAAGCUGCCCUUUACGGUUACAAAUACGAGGCCAACAAGCCGGCAUUGCUUGUGGCCGGAAUUCCUGGUCUGCGAGCGGCAGAUGACAUUUCUGAACGUGAGAAGCAUGACGUACGACUUUUCCAAGAACCGUUUGAGCAAGGUGGCUUCGUCCCCAAGGAUCGAGAGUACAAAGCCAUGGUUGCCAAAGCGGUCAACCCGAAGAACAUCGACGGCUGGGCCCCGGUCAUGAAGAAGGGCAAAGCGCUCUACCCCAAACAACAGGUCCAUCACGAUGAGUAUUCCAUCACAUAUGUUAAGCGCAAUGUGGAUGAGAAUGGUGAAAUCAAACGACCUGUAUCACCAGACAGUAACGCCUCGAGAGACACUCCAAACAAAGCUGUCAACAAACGCCUGACCCGCACCAGGUUCGAUGGCCGAAAGGUUCCCGCGACUCGCGAUGUAUCCGAAGCCCCGUCUGGCGUCACUACCCCAACCAAGAAGAGAGGCAAUACCCCUGUCCCUGAUGACCGUGAAGACACACCGACUGGCAAACGACGCAAGCUCAACGGUGCAGCAGCAGCGGAGUCAUCCAAGCCGAAACAUCCAAACCAGUACACUAGAGGUCGUCCUGGUUAUGGAAGCGCCCCGCCAAACCCAGAUCGGCCCAAACAUCCCAACCAAUACACCAAAGCAAAAGAGUUAGCUGCACAGACUGCCGUUUCGACCACUCCCGUUCAAAGUGUACCGAAAGCCACAGGCUCGAAGGUGCCUUGGCAGGGUCUCUCGGCCGAAGAGAUGAGAAAACGCAAAUGGACAGACGAAGAAUUGCUGGAGGCAAUCAAACAUGACCACUCAUGGUUGAGCAUGCAAGGCCCGGCGAAGGCCGACGAAAACAAGACCAAAAUCCUCAAUGGCAUGAACCCUGUCCGAAGCUACAGCAUGGUGAUGAAGUGGGAGCAAUGGAGAGCCGAGAACAGAGACAAGCGGCCACGAAACAAGAAAGAGGACCCCGAGGGAACACCGGAUGAGUCUAAAGAUGCCAACGAGGCAUCUCGACCAAAGAGAGCGGCCGCCGUCAAGGUCGGUCGGCUCAUCGAGCCAGAGAGUGUUCCGACCACUCCGUCCGUAACACCGGCGCCAGAUGCUGGUGCUGUUGCGGCGACGCAUGAGGAGGAGGUCAAAGGUUCGGGAGGAAGUAGCCGGGGGGCGAGGAGAAAAGGGGGCAUGGACCUCAAAUCCAUGAUGAACGAUGAAGACCAGGACGAUGAGCUGCAGGACGACGAGUCGGUGAUUGUGGUCAAUGGUGCCUCGGAGCCACCUAGACGGCGGUCCAGGCGCAAUGCGAAGUGA
Molecule: messenger RNA, 1992 nt
Organism: Exophiala oligosperma
Lineage: Eukaryota; Fungi; Ascomycota; Eurotiomycetes; Chaetothyriales; Herpotrichiellaceae
Exons: 1
Coding region: 346-1992 (548 amino acids)
Source: RefSeq, a predicted model, not a curated record